Messenger RNA from Aplysia californica (California sea hare), 3312 nucleotides. RefSeq lists its product as uncharacterized. Bases 126 to 3077 code for a protein of 983 amino acids. The record is from RefSeq and is a predicted model, not a curated record. Lineage: Eukaryota; Metazoa; Mollusca; Gastropoda; Aplysiida; Aplysiidae. The transcript is spliced from 10 exons.
AAUACAAAAUACGAAACAGAAACAACUAAGCAAGCAGUAACGGUGUUCUGAGAGACUGUGAGGAAAGAUUUCGACUUCAAUAGAAAGUAGUUGCUUAUCAGAAUCAGAAAAUCUUCAGGGGAAGUAUGGAGUCCCCAGCAUCCCCCAUGAAGUGGAGCGAUAUUGAGUCUGAAGCUCUCCAAUUGGCAAACUACUUGCAGACGUUGAUUCCGGCGACCCCAAGUGACUCUCCCAACUUUAUCGUUGAUACAAAAAGGCCAGAGUUUUUAGUAGGUUCAAGUCCUAUGCUUGACAGUUCUACUGCCCAAGUUAAGCCUAAACGAACUGAACUCACUCCCGACAUAGUUCAGCAAAACACCCCAGAUGUUCCUCGCCGAGAUUCCAAUACAACUCAGCAUUUCUAUCAAGAAAAUGGUGGAGUACUAAACUAUGCAAAAAGAGCAAUUCUCAAGACUGAAAUAAACCAUUUCAAAGCAAAGUCACCGCAUGUUUUUUCACCUCUUGAAAUGGGUCGAUCCCCCUUAAGGGAAUUGUCGAAUACAUCUCUGACAGGUACGAUGUCCUCACCAGAGAACUUGGUCAUGCUGAGCCCUGACUCAGAGUGUGGCCUUGGUCCUUGUCAGAAUUUGGCUGCAGUGAACACCAGUGUUUUAAAACCAACCCUCACCAAUGAGGGGACCAUGAGAGACAACAAUGUGACUUCUGCUAAUGAGCUGGACAAUGUUAUCCUCCAGCCAGAGAUGGCUCAUGAGAAAAGUGGUUCUGUAGAAAAAAGUUCCCCUUCAACAUCACCUCCUUUGACUGUUACAGAGACAUUUUCUCCACUUUCUGCUGAAAGGAGACAAACAGCUGGCGCGUCUUUAACAGGUGUGCUCCCUGAACAAACAGAAACUUUGACAUGUUUAGUAUCAUCUUCUGAAAAGAAGGAAACUUUGACCUGUUUGGAACCAACAUCUCCAGAGAUUGAGGAUUUAAUUUUUCCAUUACCGUCAUCUGAACUGAUAGAAAAGAUGGAAACGUUGACAUGUUUGGAACCAACAUCUCCAGAGAUUGAGAAUUUAAUUUGUCCACUACCGUCAUCUGAACUGAUACAAAAGAAGGAAACUUUGACAUGUUUACAACCAACAUCUCCAGAGAUUGAAAAUUUAAUUUGUCCGCUACCAUCAUCUGAUCUGAUAGAGUCUUUGGUGAGUGUUCCAUCUUCUGAUAAUACAGGUAAACAGAUUUCCCCCCUUUUCACUGAGAAUGAUUUGGUUGAACAGCCCCUUCUUUCAAUGAGCCAGUUAAUCACUUCAGAACUGUGUGAUGACGUCUGUCAACGAGCUGUGGAUGAUCCACCCAUCCCAGCCUGUUCACAAGAUCCUGUUGAAGUGAAGACAUCUGGCAUUGAAGUCACGGGUCAAAACCAAGAGGAUAUUGUAUCUUCAGUAACUUGUGAUGAAGAUGGAGGUAUGGCCACCUUGUUUUCGGCCUCAGAUGGAGACAAACUGGCAAAUUUUGUGACUGACUUGAUUUCAAUUACAGAUCAAGAUGAGAUAGCACCACCUGCGUUACUAUUGCCAAGUUCUGGUGCUAUAGAUGGACAUGAACUUUUUACAGUCGCACCCAUUGACCUUGGAGCAGGCCUGACAGAGUCUAAGGAAACUACCUGUGAUCAGCAACAUGAGGCCUCAUUUUCCUUAACUUCAAACAUCCCAGUAAUGGGGGGUCGGUCUGACAGCCCCACUGGUGAUCAAGCUAGUAGUACAACUGGGGUGAAUCAAACUAUCAGCCCUACUGAGAUGAAUCAAACGAGCAGUACAAAAGUGUCCUCAUCCUCCUCAUGUGCUGAAGAGGACUCUGAGGAAGUCAAGAAAGCACAGCCGAGAAAGUCAGUUGGACAAAUCGCGACCACCAAAGGACAGUCACAGAAAGCCCCAACUGCGAAGCCAUCUCUGAUGAAACCUGGCAUGUUUCAGUCUAAACUACGACAGAGGCAAUUAUCAACUCGACGCACUUCUGGGUUAUUAGAGACAGAAAGGAGAAAAAGUUCAACUAUCCAUCAGCCCGCCGUGAGCAGUCUUCAGCAGAAAAAGUCACCUGUGAUUCCCCAUAAAAGUCAAGUCCCACUUGCCACCGAUGCUGGCAGCAAUCUUAUACCAAUGGGAUCGAGAACUGUCACUCGCAAGCCGCUGAAGGGUCCAAUGAAGGCCAACAGAUCUCAGGAGCCCUCCAGUGAUAAGGACUCUGCAGAAAAUUCUGAAAGAACAGUUUUUGCUUCUUCUCGUGGUGUCGUAAACAAUGACCCAACAAAAGAAAGCCGGCUACCAUGUCCAGCUGCCUCAAAGCUGGCACGAAGAGUCCAGUCAGGGCUGAGACCUCCAUCAAAUUUUAAGUCUGCUCUGCCUACUUCCCUAUCGAAGCCUGGAAAGACAGUAGCACAAGAGAAAAGAACAGUUAAUGUAGACCCCUCAAGGACUGUGAUCAAACCACGUGGACAUUCUAGAGGGCCCACUGCCUCACAAGACCCUGCAGGGAUGGACCAGGUAGCCACUGGUAUGACCAACAGGGGGGACGGCCAGACUGUGGAUUUGUCUCGGACUGUUACCAAAAAAACAACAAAGAGAGGCCCCCUUAAAGCGACCUUGCCAAUGGAAAUGACUGGAGCCAGAAAUCUGGGUCAGGGGACCCCUACAUUAGGGAAGCCAACACUCAGUUCCCACACAAUCACCAAAAGUUUUGGCAUUCGGACUGCUGGUCAACCAGCAACUUUAGAGGAGACUCCAGUUAAACGUGCAGAUACCCUGGCUCCUCGUCGACUGUCGACAGUGUUUGUUGCACCAGGAAAAGAAAGAGGAUCAGAAUCUCCGCGUGCAGGGAGUGGCCACAGGAGUGGAAGGAGCAGCAGCAGUUCUGAUGAUGGAGGAGCUUUUAAGCCACGACGUGCUCUCGUACAAAACACACCGGAUGCGGAGCCAAGACGACUUUCCCGCUGGUCACCCGUGCCACGCAACCGAGGCAUUCCAGAGGAAGAGAUGGUCUUCCAAUGUACCAAGCGCAGUGCCCCAAUCAAGGCCUUGUCAAAGAUGAAGGAGUGACUGGAAGUAAAGUAAUUUCUAACUGCUGACUCUGAUACGCUUCUCACUAUAAAUAAAAGCAAGACUAUGGCUUAAUGUCAGGGAUAAACUUUUAUCGUAGCUAAAACUACCAUUGCUCUGAGGAAAGUGUUUCACCUUCAAAAUUACCUACAGUAAGUAUAACUAGUACAGUAGUCUCCGCCUAAACGCACGCCAUACAAAAGCACGCUCCGCUCAAACGCACGCUUUCAUCAUC